Messenger RNA from Sinocyclocheilus anshuiensis, 2193 nucleotides. RefSeq names its product excitatory amino acid transporter 5-like. The transcript has 10 exons. Gene Ontology annotation, biological process: L-glutamate transmembrane transport. Gene Ontology annotation, molecular function: L-glutamate transmembrane transporter activity; neutral L-amino acid transmembrane transporter activity; glutamate:sodium symporter activity. NCBI's taxonomy places the organism in Eukaryota, Metazoa, Chordata, Actinopteri, Cypriniformes, Cyprinidae. Bases 269 to 2116 code for a protein of 615 amino acids. The record is from RefSeq and is a predicted model, not a curated record. Gene Ontology annotation, cellular component: plasma membrane.
GGGCAGAACGAAGAGAGACUGAGAGAGAGAGAAAAGGGUAGUGUGUUAGUGACUGGAAAGGGUGAUGGGAUUUAGUAGUGACCAACGGUGGAUUGACAAGUGCUUUUUCUUGGAGGGACCUUCAUUACCACCAUUACUACCUUCCUAAUUUACUUCUUCGUUCUCUGCGUGUCUGUUUCUUUUUGCCCCCUCGGGACGUCUGUGCUCUCAGGUCAGGGUGUUUAAACGUAUGGCUGAUUGAGCAGGCAGUAGACGUGGACGUCUCACCAUGGCGUUGGGUGCGGUGUGGAGCCGAGCUAAAAAUGUGUGCCAACAGAACGGCCUCCUCAUCCUGUCAGUGUUGGCCGUGGUUAUCGGAUGCCUGCUGGGCUUCUUUCUGCGCUCCAAACACUUCUCUGAGCAGGAGGUGAAGUACUUCCAGUUCCUGGGGGAGUUGCUGAUGCGGAUGUUGAAGAUGCUCAUCCUGCCUCUAGUGGUUUCCAGUUUGAUGUCUGGUUUGGCAGCACUGGAUGCUAAAUGCUCUAGUCGACUGGGAAUCAUGACAGUUUCUUAUUAUCUGUGGACGACCUUUGUGGCUGUGGUGGUGGGCAUCGUCAUGGUCAUCAUCAUCCACCCGGGUGGAGCUGCCCAGAAGGAGGAUUCAGAGGACAGCGGGAAGCCCAUCAUGAGCUCAGCUGAUGCUUUACUUGACCUUAUCCGCAACAUGUUCCCAGCCAACCUGGUCCAAGCAACUUUUCAGCAAUAUCGCACAAAGAGCAUCCCUAUCAUGAAGUCCAAACCCACAAUUGGUCAGGACGUACUAGACACCACCACCAGACGGGUCUUCAUUUAUGGAAUCCAGGAUGACAAUGGCACAGACAUCCAGAACUUCUCCCUUGACCUGACGCCACCUCCGGAUGUGGUCUUCAGAACGCUUCCUGGCACCAGUGAGGGCAUGAACGUCCUCGGUAUCGUGAUCUUCUCAGCUACUAUGGGAAUCAUGCUUGGAAGAAUGGGACCAAAUGGCAGCGCUCUUGUCAACUUCUGCCAGAGUCUGAAUGAAGCUGUACUGAAAAUUGUGGCCAUUGUUAUAUGGUACUUCCCGUUUGGAAUUGUGUUUCUGGUGGCUGGGAAGAUCUUGGAAAUGGACGACCCUUCAGCUAUGGGAAAGAAACUGGGCUUCUACGCUAUCACUGUGGUCAUGGGGCUGGUGCUUCACGGCCUGUUCAUUCUGCCUUCCAUGUAUUUCUUCAUUACAAAAAAGAGCCCCAUCGUCUACAUCCGAGGGAUUUUACAGGCCCUGCUCAUCUCAUUAGCUACUGCAUCCAGCUCCGCCACGCUGCCUAUCACAUUUAAGUGUCUCCUGGAGAACAACCACAUCGACCGCCGCAUCAUUCGCUUCGUACUUCCUGUUGGCGCCACUAUCAACAUGGACGGCACUGCCCUAUAUGAGGCUGUGGCAGCCAUCUUUAUAGCUCAAGUCAACAACUACGAGCUAGACUUUGGGCAGAUCAUCACUAUCAGCAUCACGGCUACAGCAGCCAGUAUCGGUGCUGCUGGCAUUCCACAGGCCGGCCUGGUAACCAUGGUGAUAGUGUUAACCUCAGUGGGACUUCCUACAGAUGACAUCACUCUUAUUAUUGCUGUGGAUUGGGCCCUGGAUCGGCUCAGGACGAUGGUGAACGUGAUGGGUGACGCUCUGGCCACAGGAAUCAUGGCACACAUAUGCAGAAAAGACUUCGUGAAGGAGGGCGAGGAGGUGAGAAUGAGUUUAUACAGGUUCUUCAAAAUAAAUAACACGCUGCAUGUGGACCCUAAUGUCCAUUUCACUAUAAAAUUCAGAUUUCGUCUCUUCUCUUUACAGAUUCCUCUCAUCUGUGAGACCAAGCCCAUGAUCAGCAUCCAGCAGAUGAUGUCCUAUCAGAAAAACGGCUGCUUCCUGUCCCCUCCGCCAGGCCCCAUGAGGAAACCCGAGCACCUGUCGCCCGACGUGGCCCGUCUCAUGCAGCUGGAGGAGGGCAUCAGGCCCCCUGAUAAGAAGAAGUCCCCUCAUCUGGCUCCACACCAUUACAAGCGAGACUAUAAAGACAAAGACCACUGUACCAUUAACAUGAAUGGUCUGGAGACCAAUGUCUAGACUCGUUCACAGACCAAAAGCCGUUCUCUUUCUCUACCUUUGGAUUUUGAGUGCGUGUGAAUGUCUUUGUAGCGAAU